Messenger RNA from Cherax quadricarinatus, 3186 nucleotides. The record is from RefSeq and is a predicted model, not a curated record. NCBI's taxonomy places the organism in Eukaryota, Metazoa, Arthropoda, Malacostraca, Decapoda, Parastacidae.
UUUAUCUUUCUACUUGACAGAUGAACGAAAAAGAAAACAUUCAGAACGUUGAAGAUAGCAGCACACUGACGGUAAUGAAUAAAGAACUACGUUAAGCAAUUAUAAGUAAUAUCAAUAUAACUGAAGCUUUAGUAUAACACUGAGGAAAAAGUAAUGUACAGUGAAGAAUGAGAAAGACAGUUACUAGUUGAGACAUAAUAACACAAAUGUAUCCACAUAAAACUUGGAGGAAGACAGUUGUUGCAAGGGAACACUUCUACAUGUUUGACAACCCUCAGAGGAAGACAGGUGUUGCAGGAGAACACUUCUACAUGAUUGACAACCCUCAGAGGAAAACAGUUGUUGCAAGUGAACACUUCUACAUGUUUGACAACCCUCAGAGGAAGACAGGUGUUGCAGGAGAACACUUCUACAUGAUUGACAACCCUCAGAGGAAGACAGUUGUUGCAAGUGAACACUUCUACAUGAUUGACAACCCUCAGAGGAAGACAGUUGUUGCAAGUGAACACUUCUACAUGUUUGACAACCCUCAGAGGAAGACAGGUGUUGCAGGAGAACACUUCUACAUGAUUGACAACCCUCAGAGGAAGACAGUUGUUGCAAGUGAACACUUCUACAUGAUUGACAACCCUCAGAGGAAGACAGUUGUUGCAGAAGAACACUUCUACAUGUUUGAGAACCCUCAGAGGAAGACAUGUGUUGCAGGAGAACACUUCUACAUGUUUGAGAACCCUCAGAGGAAGACAUGUGUUGCAGGAGAACACUUCUACAUGUCUGACAAUGCUCGGAAAAAUUAACGAGUUAUAAAUAGGUUUCCCUUUUUUCGAUUUUAAAUGUUUUUUUGUUUUGUUUUGCUUUGUUUAGGGAAGAGUGUAGCUGUUAUAAAAUAAAAACUGGUGCCACUGACACCAAUGUAUGUUCAUGAUUGACUGUGGUAACAAUGUAAUGAUAACAUACAAUCAAUUGAUAACAAUGACAACAAUGUUCAAGGAUUUAUGUCGAAUCAGUCUCAUGAUCAUAUAGAAUAAACUGGUAACAGUUACACCAAGGCACUAUGUUAUUUGUGGUAAAUAUCUAAUGGUUACACAGAAACAAUGACACCAAUGAACAGAGUUGUAUAUGGUAACACUGCAUUGACCAUAUAGUUAAAACUGAUAACAAUGGCAACACUGCUAUAGAAAUAUAUGAUAACUGUCUCAAGAUCAUUCACAAUAUACUGGUAACAAUAUAUAACUGUCUGAUGAUCAUACAGGAUACACUGAUAAAUAUAUAUAUAUAUUAUAUAUAUAUAUAUAUAUAUAUAUAUAUAUAUAUAUAUAUAUAUAUAUAUAUAUAUAUAUAUAUAUAUAUAUAUGAUAAAUCUGAUGAUCAUACAGAAUAUACAGGCAACAAUAUAUGAUAACUGUCUGAUGAUCAUACAGGAUACACUGGCAACAAUAUAUGGUAACAAUUUGAUGUUUGUAUACAAUACACUGGUAGCAAUUUUACCAACACACAAUAUUAUUUAAGAAAAUAUUGUUAAAGGUAAUAUAAUAACAACAGGUAAUAAUAACAACAAUAUUAUUAAAGGUAAUACAAUAAAAGGUAAUAAUAACAACAAUAUUGUUAAAGGUAAUACAAUAAAAGGUAAUAAUAACAACAAUAUAUUAAAGGUAAUACAAUAAAAGGUAAUAAUAACAACAAUAUUGUUAAAGGUAAUACAAUAAAAGGUAAUAAUAACAACAAUAUUAUUAAAGGUAAUACAAUAAAAGGUAAUAAUAACAACAAUAUUGUUAAAGGUAGUACAAUAAAAGGUAAUAAUAACAACAAUAUUGUUAAAGGUAAUACAAUAAAAGGUAAUAAUAACAACAAUAUUAUUAAAGGUAAUACAAUAAAAGGUAAUAAUAACAACAAUAUGUAUGGUUGAACAUAGUUGAAAAAUAUUCUUUUAAUUUUGAAGUCUUAACUUUUGAAUAUUUCUACAUGUAAAUUUAUAUUUUGUGUAUCAGAAAUUAAUUUAACUUUUCUAGCUUGAUAAACAAUGGGAUAAAGAUAAUACUGGGAUAAAGGUUACACCAGGAUAAAGGUAAUACUGGGAUAAAGGUUAUACUAAGAUAAAGAUAAUACUGGGUUAAAGGUAAUACUGCAAUAAAGGUAAUACUGGGAUGAAGGUAAUACUGGGAUAAAGGUAAUACUGGGAUAAAGGUAAUACUGGGAUAAAGGUAAUACUGGGGUAAAGGUAAUACUGGGAUAAAGGUAAUACUAGGAUAAAGAUAAAACUGGGAUAAAGGUAAUACUGGGAUAAAGAUAAUACUGGGAUAAAGGUAAUACUAGGAUAAAGAUAAUAUAUUUCACUAUCUUUCUGGUGGUUGGUUUCUGUAGUUUGAUAAAAGUUUGGAUAAAGGAACAAUACAGUAGAGCCCCACUUAUACGGCAGGUUAGGUUCCAGGCGACUGCACAGAAAGUUUUGAUAAAGGAGCAAUACAGUAGAGCCCCACUUAUAUGGCAGGUUAGCUUCCAGGCGACUGCCAGAAAGCAGAAUGCCAUUUUUUCCACUUAUAAAUGCAUAUAAAUGCCAGUUAACAAAUUUACACAAACAUAUAUUAUGUUAGCAAUAGAACUAGGUGGUGUCAUGAGUGGCUGGUGUUUUCAUGUCAACACAACAGCUGGUAAGUGUCUGGUGUGGUUUAUAUUCUUCUGUUAAAUCAACAACUAGAAAGAAGUCAAGUGUGCUUUGUCUAGAUUUGAGUACACAACUUGCCAGAGACCAGGUAUGUCUAGAUAUGAUUAUACAGCUAGCCAGAAACCAGGUAUGCCUAGAUACAAUUACACAGCUAGCCAGAGACCAGGUAUGUCUAGAUGUGAAUACACAGCUGGCCAGAGACCAGGUAUGUCUAGAUGUGAGUACACAGCUAGCCAGAGACCAGGUAUGUCUAGAUAUGAGUACACAGCUUGCCAGAGACCAGGUAUGUCUAGAUACAAGUAAACAGCUGGCCAGAGACCAGAUAUGUCUAGAUGUGAGUACACAACUGGCUAGAGACAAGGUAUGUCUAGAUACAGAGUGAAUUUAGAGGAAGUUGAAAUGUGUGUGUUAGCAGAAUUUCUGUUUGUCAUAAAAAUGUAUUCUGAGUGAUAAUUACUUUGUUAAUACUAAAAAUGCUAAAUAUUCUCUCUCUCUUCAAGUUUUAUUAAAACAGAAUAUGAAUA